Messenger RNA from Sclerotinia sclerotiorum 1980 UF-70, 681 nucleotides. RefSeq lists its product with no specific name. Gene Ontology annotation, molecular function: voltage-gated proton channel activity. Gene Ontology annotation, biological process: proton transmembrane transport. The record is from RefSeq and is a predicted model, not a curated record. The coding region runs from base 1 to 681 and encodes 226 amino acids. Gene Ontology annotation, cellular component: plasma membrane. NCBI's taxonomy places the organism in Eukaryota, Fungi, Ascomycota, Leotiomycetes, Helotiales, Sclerotiniaceae. The transcript is spliced from 3 exons.
AUGUCCCGACGCAACUCAGACAUAUCCGAACAUGCUCCUCUAAUCCGGGCCUCAUCUCAACCCAUUUCUAUAACCUCUGAACUCCCCUAUCACCACACUCCCCGUCUCUCCUUUUCUCGGCGACUCUCAAAUGGCUAUCGAAAAUCUCGAAGUUACGUGAGAAGCUUCCUAUCCACUCGCGGUCAACAUUACACCGUUCUUCUACUCGUCGCAUGCGAUUUAAUUGGUAUUUUCGCAGAUAUCAUUAUAAAUCUCUAUCAAUGUGAUAAUGAUAAGGAAGGCAAGACCGAUCCGAUUUGGAAUGAAGUGAGAGUUGGGCUGGGGAUCGCUGGUUUGGUAUUCAGUUGUUUGUUCAUGUUGGAAUUGAUUGCUAGCGUUUGGGCUUUUGGUUGGAGUAAAUUCCACUGCUUUGAUGCCACUGUGAUUGUUGCCGGGUUCGUCGUCGACGUACUACUUCACGGAAUUGUCGAAGAAGUUGCCUCCCUUGUAAUCGUCCUCCGUCUCUGGCGUUUCUUCAAAAUUAUCGAAGAAUUCAGCGUAGGUGCUCAGGAACAAAUGGAUGUACUUGAAGAAAGAAUUGAACAGCUUGAGAUGGAAAAUAAACGGUUGAAGAAAGAACUUAGAAAGAGAAAUGAUAAUGAUAAUGAUGAGGAUUUGGAGAACGGAGAAAGAACAAGAUAG